This is a messenger RNA of Chlamydomonas reinhardtii, 2969 nucleotides long. RefSeq lists its product as uncharacterized. Gene Ontology annotation, molecular function: iron ion binding; oxidoreductase activity, acting on paired donors, with incorporation or reduction of molecular oxygen; monooxygenase activity. The coding region runs from base 136 to 2391 and encodes 751 amino acids. The transcript is spliced from 7 exons. The record is from RefSeq and is a predicted model, not a curated record. Lineage: Eukaryota; Viridiplantae; Chlorophyta; Chlorophyceae; Chlamydomonadales; Chlamydomonadaceae.
AUAUGCUCAACUUAAAAUAUUAUUACCGCAUCAGGGGUACAAACCCAGCGUUUCGGUCUGCAAGUCCUCGAUUGUUGCCUGUUGAGAACCCAAAUCAACGUUGCCACUGCAGUUGGAGGAAUUAAAAGUGAAAAUAUGGUAGUGGCAUUACCGGCGACGCGCCUGCCGCGCGGCGUUCGGCCAUUUGAGCCUGUCGGAGCCACCGUCACCGCGACCGUGCCCGCAACCGCCAACCGAGCCAGCCGCCAUGCAGGCCAGGGCGCAGUUUACCCUCAGGCAUCUGCGCCAUCAGCGGCCUCCACCUUGGGCUUACUUUGCUCAGCCCCGGAACUGGCGCCAGGGCCGGGCCCCAAUAGCCUGUACACGGCCGUGCAGACCUGCGCGGCACCAGGAGCGGCGUCCAGCAGCCGCUGCCGACACCGCAGCGACCGGCGCAGGGGCGUCCUCGCCGCCGCCACACCCAGCCAAGGCCACACCACCGCGCCCCCGCGCCCCGUGGCCUCGGCAAACGGCAACACCGCCCCCAACGGGCUGCCGCCCUCGCCCGCGCCCGGCAAAAGCUACAGCUACAACUAUCCCGCCACCACCACCUCCUCCUCCUCCUCCACCUCCGCUGCCCCCUUCGCACCUUUGGCGGCGUCGCCGCCCGCCACCUCCGACCUCCGCCUGGACCUGUGGCUCAGCCUGCUGCAGGCCUCAGCCUCGCAGAUCUCCGCCGCCGCCGCCCAGCUCACCGCCGCCGCCGCCGGCGCCGCCACGCGGCUCCAGCGCCUGUCCUCCCCGCCGCCGCCCGCCUUCCCCGCCGGCCCCUCCGGAGACCAGACGCUGCCUCUGCUCACCGACCCGCUCCGCUUCCUGACCGACGCCACGGCCACCUACGGCCCGGUGGUGGGGCUGCUGCUGGGCGGGGAGCGGGUGGCGCUGGUGACGGGGCGGGCGGAGGCGCGGGCGGUGCUGGUGGAGGCGGCGGGCGAGGUGUAUGUGAAGGAGGGCACGGCCUUCUUCCCGGGCAGCAGCCUGGCGGGCAACGGUCUGCUGGUGAGCGACGGCCCGGUGUGGCAGCGGCAGCGGCGGCUGUCCAACCCGGCCUUCCGGCGCGCGGCGGUGGAGGCGUACGGCGGCGCCAUGGUGGCGGCCACCGAGGACAUGAUGCGGCGCGUGUGGGGGCCGGCAGGCGGCACUCGGGACGUGUACGCGGACUUCAACGAGCUCACGCUGCAGGUGACACUGGAGGCGCUGUUCGGAUUCGGCAGCGCGGAGCGCAGGCAGCAGCAGCAGCAGCAGGUGGAGGGGCAGGAGGGGGCGGCAGGAGCGGGCGCGGCAGGAGCACAAGCGGCGGGGCCGUCCUUCGCGGCCUCCUCCUCCGCGGCCUCUAGUGAGGACGCGGCUCAGAUUGUGGCGGCGGUGGAGAAGGCCUUCACCUUCUUCACACAGCGCGCCGCCACCGGCUUCGUCAUCCCCGAGUGGUUGCCCACAUGGGACAACCUGGAGUUCGCAGCCGCCGUACAGCAGCUGGACCGCGUCGUGUACGGCAUGAUCAACCGCCGCCGCCAGGAGCUGGCGGCGGCCUUCGGGUCAGUGGCGGCGGCAGCGGACGCGGCGGCGGCGGCAGGCGGCAGUGGUGGCGGCGGCGGCGGCGGCUCGGCGGGUGUUCCGUCUGACCUGCUGACGAGCCUGCUGCUGGCUCGUGACGAGGACGGAAGCGGCAUGAGCGACCAGGCGUUGCGCGAUGAGCUGAUGACACUGCUGGUGGCGGGGCAGGAGACCAGCGCCAUCCUGUUGGGCUGGGCCAGUGCGCUGCUGGCGGCGCACCCCGAGGUGCAGGCGGCGGCGGCGGCCGAGGUGGCGGCGGUGUGCGGCGGGCCCGAGGCGGGGACACCCACGCCCGCCAGCGUGCGGCACAUGCCGUACCUGGAGUCUGUCGUACUGGAGACACUGCGGCUGUACAGCCCCGCCUACAUGGUGGGCCGCUGCGCCCGCCGCGACGCGGCACUGGGGCCGUACGUACUGCCGGCCGGUACGACGGUGCUGGUGUCGCCGUACGUCAUGCACCGCGACCCGGAGGUGUGGGAGGAGCCCGAGGUGUUCCGGCCGGAGCGCUGGCAGGAGCUGCAGCGCAGGGAGGGCUACUCCGGCUACAUGGGCCUCAUGAGCAACCUGGGCCCCAACGGCGCCUACCUGCCCUUCGGCGGUGGCCCCCGCAACUGCAUCGGCACCGGCUUCGCCAUGAUGGAGGCACUGCUGGUGCUGGCGGCGCUGCUGCAGCGCUACAGCCUGGCGCUGCCGCCGGCAGCCGGCAGUAGCAGCGGGGGCGCCUUCCCCAAACCCAAGCCGCUGCUGACGCUGCGGCCGGAGGCGGUGGUGUUGCGGAUCUCGCCGCGGCGGCAGUAGCAGCAGUACUAGAAGUAUUAGUAGCAGCGUUGCUACUAGCUGCUGCUGCUGGUUUAUAAACGCGGCUGGCCGUAAGUAGCAGCAUUUAGUAGCAGCAGCAGAGUGGCCGAACGAGGAGUGGAUACCAGCAGUUCGUAGCAAGUUAGUAGCACAACAGAGUGGCAGCAGAUGCAGGUGUCGGUGCGUGGGCACACGCAUAGGCACACGCGGAGGCUCCGCAGGCUUUGUAGAUAAAUAGGCCUGAGGCUGCUGGAGAGGAGGGGGCUUCGGCCGGAUAAGGAACCGGGGCGAUGAUGUUGCAAGUGGAGCGUAGGCGAGAGUCAAGGGCAAGAUCGAGAGGAGCGGGUGUGAACCGGGGCUUCCAAGUUGUUGGGUGCCGUAUUGGCGGUAUUGCAUAAAUGCAGGUGUGCACGUUUAUAAUGACCGACGAUGCUUAUAACGAUAACAUAUGUGGCGCUGGCGGCUGAUGCAUAUGGGGACUGUAAAACAGCCCAGCCAGGUCGUGGGGAGCGGUACGGGACGGUUGCACCAUUUGCCUUGUCAAGUUGUCAUGGACAAGUCAUCCCUUUCAAUCUUAC